Menidia menidia (Atlantic silverside) is the source of this 7600-nucleotide messenger RNA. Lineage: Eukaryota; Metazoa; Chordata; Actinopteri; Atheriniformes; Atherinopsidae. The record is from the annotation of a GenBank genome assembly.
UUGACGCACUCUGUGGUGUCUCCUCUGCAGGUGUUCGCUUUUGACCACUGUUUCUGGUCCAUGGAUGAGUCCAACGUUCCCAAAUAUGCUGGUCAAGAGGUGGUGUUCAAGUGCCUUGGAGAAGGAAUACUUGAGAAUGCAUUCCAGGGAUAUAAUGCCUGCAUAUUUGCCUAUGGACAAACAGGCUCUGGCAAGUCUUUUUCCAUGAUGGGUAAUGGAGAGCAGCCAGGUUUAAUCCCCCGACUGUGCUGGUCGCUGUUUGAGAGGGUUCACAAGGAGACGAACGAAGGACAUACUUUUAAGGUGGAAGUGUCCUACAUGGAGAUCUACAACGAGAAGGUCCGUGACCUGCUGGAUCCCAAAGGGAGCCGCCAGUCUCUGAAAGUACGGGAGCACAAAGUCCUGGGUCCAUAUGUGGAUGGUCUUUCGCAGCUGGCUGUGACUGGCUUUGAGGACAUUGAGGUGUUGAUGUCGGAGGGGAACAAAUCUCGCACGGUCGCAGCCACCAACAUGAAUGAGGAGAGCAGUCGCUCACACGCCGUCUUCAGUAUCAUCGUCACACAGACGCUGUACGACCUACAGUCAGGGAAUUCGGGGGAGAAAGUGAGUAAGAUGAGCCUGGUUGACUUGGCGGGAAGUGAGAGAGUUUCCAAGACUGGAGCUGCUGGGGAGCGACUCAAAGAAGGCAGCAAUAUAAACAAGUCUCUCACCACAUUGGGCUGUGUGAUUUCUGCUCUGGCCGACCAGUCUGCAGGAAAGGGGAAAGCCAAAUUUGUGCCUUACAGAGACUCUGUCCUCACCUGGCUUUUGAAGGACAACCUUGGCGGAAACAGCAAGACGGCCAUGAUAGCCACGGUGAGUCCGGCUGCCGAUAACUACGAGGAGACGCUGUCCACGCUGCGUUACGCCGACAGAGCCAAGAGAAUCGUCAACCACGCCGUGGUCAACGAGGACCCCAACGCUCGGAUCAUUAGAGAGCUCAGAGAAGAGGUGGAGAAGCUGAAGGUUCAGCUCUCUCAGGCUGAGUCCAUGAAGGCUCCUGAGCUGAAGGAGAAACUUCAGGAAUCGGAGAAACUCAUUCAGGAUAUGACGGUCACCUGGGAGGAGAAGCUGAGGAAGACCGAGGAGAUUGCCACUGAGCGUCAGAAGCAGUUGGAGAGCAUGGGCAUCUCCUUGGAAACUUCUGGGAUUAAAGUGGGUGAAGACAAGUGUUUCCUGGUCAAUCUGAAUGCUGAUCCUGCAUUAAACGAGCUACUGGUUUACUACCUGAAGGAGCACACACGCGUGGGUGCGGACACGUCCCAGGACAUCCAGCUCUUUGGCAUCGGGAUCCAGUCGGAACACUGCGUCCUGGAGCUCUGCCCCGAUGGCGACGUCACCUUGAUGCCCAUGGGCAACGCCAGGUCUUGUGUGAAUGGCACAGUGAUCGACUCCUUGGUGCACCUGUGGCAUGGAGACCGAAUCUUGUGGGGAAACAAUCAUUUCUUCAGGAUAAACCUACCGAAGCGAAAGCGGCGGGACCGUUUGAAGGAACUGGAGAGAGCGUCUCCCAGAGAGAGCUUUGUGGAGGCAGAUGUGGAGACGGCCAGCGAGGCCUCCUCUGAGCAGGACUACAACUAUGAGUUUGCCCAGAUGGAGGUCAUGAUGAAGACUCUGGGGAACAAUGACCCCAUGCAGAACGUGGUCCAGGUGUUGGAGAAGCAGUACCUGGAGGAGAAGCGCUUGGCUCUGGAGGAGCAGAGGCUGAUGUAUGAACGAGAGCUGGAGUCGCUACGGCAGCAGCUCUCCCCAGAGAAAACCUCGCAGCACCACCGCAGCAGCAGCGAGCGCCUCACGUUCCCAACGCACAUGCCACACAGCAAGCUGCGACUGUGGACCGAGGAGCGGGAUGAGCUUUUUCGUCAGAGUCUCUCUCGACUCAGAGAGCAGGUCGUCAAAGCCAACACUUUGGUGCGAGAAGCCAAUUUCUUGGCGGAGGAGAUGAACAAACUCACUGACUAUCAGGUCACGCUUCAGAUUCCUGCAGCCAACCUCAGCGCCAACCGCAAGCGGGGAGCCAUCGUGAGCGAGCCAGCCAUUCAGGUGCGGCGGAAGGGGAAGGGUACCCAGGUGUGGACCAUCGAGAAGCUGGAGAACAAACUGGUUGAUAUGAGAGACCACUACAGAGACUGGAAGGAAGGCACAGACGAAACGUUUUUCCAGUAUCACAAAGCUAACGGUAAACACUGCGAUCCGUUCUACGAGGCGCACGAGAACCACAACCUCAUAGGAGUGGCCAACAUUUUCCUGGAGUGCCUUUUCCACGAUGUCAAACUGCAGUAUGCUGUCCCAAUCAUCAGCCAGCAGGGAGAGGUGGCCGGCAGAUUGCACGUGGAGCUGACGCGAGUGAGCGGAGCCGUGCCCGAGCGCCUGUCCGGAGGAGACGACUCGUCAGAAAACUCCAGCGAGAGCAGUUGCUACGAGGUCAUGGACACAAAUGGAGAGAUCGUUCACAUGGCCAAGAGGCUCACCUGCAGGGUGAGGAUCAGGGAGGCCACCGGGCUGCCUCUCAAUCUCUCCAACUUUGUGUUCUGUCAGUACACUUUCUGGGAGCACGGGGAGCCUGCUGUGGCUCCUCCCAUGGUCAGCCCAGACAGGCCUUCCCCUCGAAGCCCAGACGCUCAGUUCACGGUCCAGUUUGACCACUGCAGAGACUAUGUUGUGCAGGUAACAGAUGAGUUUUUGGAGUUCAUCUCAGAUGGAGCGCUGGCCAUUGAGGUUUGGGGUCACCGCUGUGCAGGGAACAGGCGCUCUCUUUGGGAGCUGGAUGCACUAGAAGCAAAGACCCAGACGCUCCGAGACAGGUGGAGUGAGGUGUCUCGCAGGAUUGAGCUGUGGGUCUCCAUCCAGGAGCUCAAUGAGCAGGGAGAGUACACGCCUGUGGAGCUCCAGCCCGGAAAAGACAUUAGCACAGGAGGAGUAUUCCAACUCCGGCAGGGUCACUCAAGAAGGCUCCACGUGUGCGUGAGGCCGGUCCAGAACUCGGGCACCCUGCCUCUGCUGGUGGAGGCUGUGCUGAGUGUUUCUAUUGGCUGUGUGUCGGCUCGCUUCACCAAACUACAGAGGCCACUCGACAGCUACCAGAGAGAGGUGGAGGACGAUAUGGAUAGUUAUCAGGAAGAAGAUCUGAACUGUGUCAGAGAGCGGUGGUCAGAUGCCCUGAUCAAACGCAGGGAGUAUCUUGACGAACAAAUCAAGAAAAUCAUCUACAAACAUGAAAAGUCAGAGGAGGACAUUGAGCGUGAAGCUCGGCUGGUGGAGCAGUGGGUGGGCCUUACCGAGGAGAGAAACGCGGUACUGGUGCCCGCACCCAGCAGUGGCAUUCCUGGAGCCCCCGCCGACUGGGCUCCACCUGCAGGGAUGGAAGCACACAUUCCUGUUCUCUUCCUGGACUUAAAUGCCGAUAAUCUGACAGUGAACGAGCAGCUGACGGGGCCUCACGCUGCAGGGGUUAACUCCAUCCUACCCAAGGAGCACGGCAGCCAGUUCUUCUAUCUACCCAUCAUCAGGCACAGCGACGAGGAGGUGUUGGCGGUGUGCUCCUGGGACUCAUCCAUUCAUGACUCUGUGCACCUCAACCGGGUCACUUCACCUCACGAACGCAUCUACCUGAUAAUCAAAGCCACCGUGCAGCUCAGCCACCCCGCCUCCAUGGAGCUUGUGCUCCGCAAGCGGAUUGCUGUCAACAUCUAUAAUAAACAGAGUUUCACCCAGAGUCUCAAGAGAAGAAUGUCUCUAAAGAACACACUUUACUCCAGUGGUGUCACUUAUGAGAUUGUAUCCAACAUACCAAAGGCCUCAGAGGAGCCAGAGGAGAGGGAGACCUUGGCCCUGAUGGCCGCUCGUGGGGACAGUGAGGAGACUCGGGAUGGAGAAACCUACAUAGAGAAGUACACACGAGGAGUUCUGGAGGUGGAGAACAUCUUAAGUCUGGAGAGGCUACGACAGGCUGUGACGGUGAAGGAAGCACUUGCUACCAAGGGGAGACAUUUAAGGAGGAGUAUCAGCACACCAAAUGUACAGCAUUCUUCGUGCAGUAAGAUUGACCUGACAGCUUGUGAGGAUGAAGAGUACAAAGCUCAUCAGGACCAUUGUGAUCAUCCUGGAAACGCCGACUGCAGCCCUCAAGAUGGAUCCCUUUCUUCCACACCUAUUAAAAACAAAGAAAACCCAGGCUUAGUUCCGGAGAGUCCUGCCUUUUUCAGCGCCAGCUCUUUCAAAGUGCUGUCGCCCCAGCCGCCUAAGUUCCUCAAGUCUUUACUUCCUGUGAAAGAGGAGAACAAAGCAAAGAAAGUGCUGGAGGCCCGGCCACUGCUGGGACUAGAGAGCAUGCGCUCAUGUGUGGACAGCCCUGCACUGCUCCCCUCUCCCUGCUCCUGGCUCCGGCCCAGGGCAGGCAGCGAGGGCCACUGCAAGCCUUCCACCCCAACCUCCACCCCCACCUGCACCCCCAUCAGCAGACAGCUCAGCCACACACUGCCACGCACUGCUCAGGACUCUGAUGAUGAGGAGACGGUUGUGGACGUGGCUGUGACUCUAACUCGAGGCCCGCCGGACCAAAGCGGCUUCCAGGCUUACGUCCCAGAGGACUUUGCAAACUUUGAGGUCUAUAACGCCACUCUGGAGGGCCAGGAGGGGUUUCGGUCUGACUUGAAGGGAGGCCGGUGUGGAAGCGGGGGGGGGGACAGAGAGGCGUCCCGCAGCCCCACGGCUAGCAGCUGCACCAGCGGCUACUUUUCACAAAGCGCCUCCAACGCCACCCUGUCCGACAUGCCUUUCAGCACAAGCGAGAGCUCUGACCACCUGAGCUGCACUGCCAGAGACUCUCAGGACCCUCUGGGCAGCCUGGCUGGAAGAGGAUGCCUCCAAACCAAAAGUGCUCCUGCAGGGAGCGACACCCAGCAGCAGCCGCCUCUUUCAGCUGCUGGGGUCAGUGACCCGCUUGUCCAUUCAGCCUCCUCGUCCGUCAGUAUCCCUGACUGCACAGAGAAGCAGGACUCCUGCCCUCUACCCAGCCUCAGCACCAGCCUGGAGUUCACUGACUUCAAAGGGGCCGAUGAUAGUAUUAGAGAGGGUGAUUUAGCACAUUUUACCGAGAGAUGGGAGCCGGAAAGGUCGGACAUUUCUGGAGGCCAAGAGAAGAAACCAGAUCCUGUAGAAACAUGUGACACUGACAAUCCGCUUCUCUCUGAUGUGUGUAGAGAGACGCCUAGUCCUGAAAAUGCAAUAUGCAAAGGUGCAAACUAUGAAGACCGUUUUCAUGAAACCGCAGACUGUGCUUCUGUCAAAUCCCCAAUGUUUGUCCCUGGCCAAGCCCCGUCCUCAGCCCUCAGUAUUCCCUCUCUACCAAUCCCUUCUCCAACAUCGCCCCCCGUGGUCAAACCUUUCACCACAGCUCCAUCAAAGGGCCCAGCUCCACGGGCAGGAGGGGAACCUCCAAUCCAGGAGCCCGCCCAGGGGGAUCUGCCUCACGGGAGCCCCUGCCCCAGCCCCAACCCCGGCAGCGCCGAGCCCUCCGGGGACUCCAGCGGCGACGAGAGCACCCCCGUCGCUCAGCUCCCCGACUGGAUGGCACCUGGGGAGCAGGUGUGGGUGGGGAAGAGGAGAGGAACAGUCCACUAUGUAGGAGGGGUGGAGUUUGCAAAGGGGAUCUGGAUUGGCGUAAAGAUGGACAUGGCAGUAGGUAAGUGGCUUUUGAGUGAGUUCUGUCGGCAAGCACAAUGGGACUGUCCAGGGCAGAGUGUACUUCCGCUGUCCCCCAGACCACGGUGUGUUUGUGAAGCCGUCUCGACUAACCAGAGGACCACCUUCCAUGGAAACAGAACCCCAGACUCUGAUCAGAUAGGACCCAAAGAAGGACUGGUUUUCUGAGGAUCAACAGGGACCGAAGAGUUCUCCUGUGAGGCCGACUUUUGACCACUCAUUUCUCUGAGCUUAUGCAUUCUGUCAGCGUGGAUGCUUUGCAUCAGUAUGUCUUGCCUGUGCAUUAUAUAAGUUUUUUUUUUAGUUAAAGUUCACUGAAGAAGACAAAAAGGAUCUCUAUGCACAUAUGAGUUUUCUAUAUGGUCAUAUUUUUAUAGAGGACUUAACUUUUAACAGGGAAUGAAACAUCACCCACAUACUUUUUCCUACAUGGGUUUAGAACAGUGUAUAUAAUAUUUUUGUAUGACAAUACAGUCUUUCCUCCAAGGCUCACAAUGGAGUGACUUGGGACAAGAAGAUAAGAAUGUACUACUGUUAAUAAACAUUGAUAUACAUCAAUCGGAUAUGUCAGGGCUAACCAAAGAACUACAGUUCCAUAUCUGCUGUUUUGAGUUACCUGCUAUUUUUCUAAUGUGCAUAUACGGAGAUAUUCUUUAUUAAUAGACGUGUCCAAGUAAAGCUUAGUGCCAUAUCUCGAGGAGUAAUGCCACAUACCCUGAGCGUAGGACAAAAACCUAAAGGCUGCUUUCGGGGUUGGCAGUUAGAAGUGAUCCUGUUGAUGUACUGUAACACUGUGGAGGAAACGAUCCCUAUCCGGCAUCAGACCGAUGCCGUUUAAAAGCUUGCACUGGAAAGGGUUCUUGGAGAGUUCACCAACCGUCUUCUGUGUUGGUCUGAUAAAAAAAACAUUUGUAAACGCAUGCUGUCGCUCAGAACCACGUCACCGGGCUUUGUGUGAAGCUCGGAUAUACUGAUGCCUUACUGCCCUGCUUGAUUUAGACGAGGCACAUAAAGCCCAGACUGAGUUGUUUUGCUUCUUUCUUUUUUUUUAUUAUUAAGAAUUGUAGGGACCUGAGAUCUGUAUGUUUCAUCAAGCCCAUCGGUAUUCAGGACACCAUCCUGCCUUGCUGACUGAAUAAUCGAAUGCCUUUUCAACUGACUGAACAUCUGAAUUCUGUGUGAACUGACUGAAGUGCAGCCACAUGUUAGAAGGUACUCGUUGUAUUGUAUUCACACGGAGGAUUGGCUGAAUGCCUGACAUCAUGGAGUUACAGAAAAUGGUGCAUCAUUAGAUCAUCUGAGAAGAUGACUUGUCCUAUGUUGUUUUUUUUUGGAAGUGGUGAACUGUGGAGCCGAAUAGAAGUGGUUGACAAUUGAACCUGCAAUUUUCAAGUUAAUGAAAACGACCCAAGACCUUACUUUAAAGAAGAGAACAAAGCUGCUCUCCCUAAUCAGGAGCUGUAAAUAGAUCUGUAUUUGAACAUAGUAUUUACGCUAUUAUAAUGUACAGAAUUGUAUUUAUAUUGUAUCUGUUUAUCUGGUACAGAAUGUUCUAGAAUAGAACAUUUGCUAUCAGUGUGUGUGUGUCUGUUGCCUCUUUAUUUGACUCAUUCAAAUUCAUUUAAUGCAGUUACUGUGGAUAAUUAACAGUUUGGUGCAGUAUUUCUCAACAUUAGAUUUUAAGAACAUAAAAGGCUUUGCAAAUGUUUCUUACCGCCUACUUCAACAGGGUCCAGAUAGCUUUUUAUUGACUGAAACUUGAAAAAUUGUGGUGAAUUAAAGCAGGCCUAAAAAAUUAAGUUAGGGUUUGUUUAGAUAGUUCUAAAUAUUUCUGUUAAAUCCAAGACUUUGAUGUCCA